This is a messenger RNA of Sardina pilchardus (European sardine), 2184 nucleotides long. RefSeq names its product mucolipin TRP cation channel 3a (gene mcoln3a). The transcript is spliced from 12 exons. Gene Ontology annotation, cellular component: plasma membrane; lysosomal membrane. Lineage: Eukaryota; Metazoa; Chordata; Actinopteri; Clupeiformes; Clupeidae. The record is from RefSeq and is a predicted model, not a curated record. Bases 85 to 1743 code for a protein of 552 amino acids. Gene Ontology annotation, molecular function: NAADP-sensitive calcium-release channel activity.
ACAAGCCAAGCAGCAUAUGGAUUUGUCUCACUGAAAUACUCUUAAAUAGUCUUAGAACUAAGCCACCUGUAAGGAGCACAUGCAAUGGCAGACCAAGACCUACUAAUAACAAGUGACGCUGUGGCUCGCCUCAAGCAGGACUACCAGUGGACAGCUACUACAUCGAAUGUGGAUCACAGGGUGGUGGAUAAUUUUAGGAGGAAGCUAAAAUAUUUUUUCAUGAGCCCCUGUGAGAAAUUUCGUGCCAGAGGCCGUAAACCAUGGAAGUUAAUGUUGCAAAUUCUGAAGAUACUGAUAAUCACAGGCCAGCUGGUGUCUUUUGGGCUGAGUAACGAGAUGAUGGUCACCUUCAAAGAAGAAAAUGCCAAGACUUUAAAGCACCUUUUCUUGAAGGGAUAUGAAGAUCAGGACAAAAACUAUGCUGUGUACACAAGUAAAGAAGUGUAUGCCCACAUCAAUUACAUCAUAAAUCAGUACCUGAACCUGCCCAAUCUCACCGUGGGAAAUCAUGCAUAUGAGAAAAAUGGUGGCGUUUACACCCCGCUGUCCCUUUGCCAGGAGUUUUACAGACAUGGGAGCAUCUCCCCAGGCAAUGACACAUUUGACAUUGAUCCAUUUAUUGUGAAAGAAUGUCUGUCUAUCUACCCUCUUGGACCACUCAAAGAGGCUGCAAUACAAGACAUGAAUUUUACUUUGGAUUUUAAGAGGCUACUGUCUGUUAAAGUCUCCUUGAUUAUCAAGACUAUAAAUCUGCAAACAGUGCGGCACAACGAGUUACCCGACUGCUAUGCCUUCAGGACUGUGAUUUUGUUUGACAACAUGGCCCAUAGUGGACGGAUUAAGAUAUCACUGGAUAACCAUGUGCACAUCAAUGUGUGCAAAGACUGGAACAUAUCUGGAUCCUCAGAUAAGGACUAUCACCUCACCCUGAUCCUCACAUUUGAUUCUUUCAUCAUUCUUGCUUGUCUGGUGUCUCUUACUCUAUGCAUACGCUCUGUACUCAAUGGAUUUCAGCUGCAGUCUGAAUAUGCUAUGUUUUUCCAAAAACACUAUCGGAAGACAGUGUCCAUGUCAGACCGUCUGGAAUUUGUCAAUGGCUGGUAUAUUCUUAUCAUCAUCAGUGACACACUUACCAUUACUGGUUCUAUUAUGAAAAUUGGCAUCCAGACCAAGGAGCUAACAAACUAUGAUGUCUGCAGCAUUUUGUUGGGAACCUCAACCAUGUUUGUGUGGAUUGGUGUUUUGCGAUACCUGGGCUUCUUCCAGAAGUAUAAUAUUCUGAUCCUCACCCUGAGGGCAGCCUUCCCAAACGUGAUCCGCUUCUUAACAUGUGCUGUAAUGAUCUACCUGAGCUACUGCUUCUGUGGCUGGAUUGUGCUGGGGCCACACCAUGAAAAUUUUCGUACCUUUAACAUGGUGGCAGACUGCUUGUUUUCCCUGAUCAAUGGGGAUGAAAUAUACUCCACAUUCACCAAACUGCGAGAAAAAACAUACUUAGUCUGGCUUUUCAGCAGACUCUAUGUGUACACCUUUAUCUCCCUGUUCACAUACAUGGUCCUCAGUCUCUUCAUUGCUCUCAUCACAGACACGUAUGAGACUAUCAAGCAACAGCAGCAAGAGGGAAUCCCUGCGUCUGAACUCCAAGCCUUUAUUAUGGAAUGCAAGGAUCUGCCCGCCUCUGGGAAGUACAUGGACCCUGAGUCAGACUCCUGCCUCUUCUUUCCCUGUGCCUGCUACAGCUGAGAGCUUGGCCUGAAUUCCAGAGGCUGCCGGGGCUGAAGAUAGGGAUGUGUCUGUCACAAUUUUUACAUCUCUGCCAGCAGGAUCAUAUCAUACCAAGCUUACAAGUUUAAGUGCACUCUGUAUGGUCAGAGCUUGUCUACAUAAAGGUUAUAGGACACUGUAAAAUGUAAGGCUACAUUACAUAAAUCCUUAGGCUAUACAAAAUGAAAAUCAAAUGUUGAAAAACUGACUAAUUGUACUAUUAUGCUGUAUAUGUAUGCUCAUUUUGGGUUUAAUUCAAAGCCCUCCAGGGAACAUGUUUUUCCAUUCCCUCACAAUUUGCACCCAAUUUGCAUUGAAAUUGUUGCCUUUGCACAUUUAUAUUUAUAUAUAAUAAAGAGAGAAAGAGAGAGAGAAAGAGAGAGAGAGAGAGAGAGAGAGAGAGAGAGAGAGAGAGAGAGU